Molecule: messenger RNA, 459 nt
Organism: Arctia plantaginis
Lineage: Eukaryota; Metazoa; Arthropoda; Insecta; Lepidoptera; Erebidae
Source: the annotation of a GenBank genome assembly
AUGUUGCUUAUAUAUUUGGUCGGUUUGUUUUGCGGUGUGAACAGCGCGUUAUUUUAUGACUCUUAUACAGGAACAGAGAUUACGAGGGAAGAUGUGAAAAAGCACGAUAAAGCAAAUACAACAUUUUGGUGCGUGAAUGAGAUCGAACCAUGCAACCCUACAGAAGGACGGCGGGUCGAUGGUUCCUGCAAUAACCUAAAGCAUCCCACAAGAGGAGCUAUGCACACACCCUUUAUAAGGCUUCUUCCAGCUACUUUUGACAAAAACUUCGAACCAAGAAAAUCAUCAUCUGGCAAAGACCUGCCUCUCGCUCGAUACCUCAGGACUCGCCUCAUAUCAGUGGGCAAAGUUCCAAGCACAAUCUUCACGAUGCUGGCUGUGCACUACUUUGUAUUCAUGUCUGCUGACGUCGUCUCCUUGCAUGACACUGGUAGACAAUCUAUUCAUGUGCGUUCCUAA